This is a messenger RNA of Adineta ricciae, 1503 nucleotides long. The record is from the annotation of a GenBank genome assembly. Lineage: Eukaryota; Metazoa; Rotifera; Eurotatoria; Adinetida; Adinetidae.
AUGCGAUUCGCAAAUCUAACUUUGCAUAAUCCAACAUAUUGGAGAAUUCGACGAUCUAUACGCCGGUUCGGUAGAUCAGUUCGUCAAACACUGCGACCUUUAUGCGUCCGCGCAAAUCAUGAAGUAGAUCAUCGAAGAGAACCUUUACUAAGACCACCAUCGUCCAAUAAAAAAGCUAUCAACAAACAAAUCUCAGAACAACAUGUGGCUAUAGCUGCGGUUAUUACCACUUUUUGUACGACGGAAAAUCUUGUUUCCCGUACAAGUCAAUGUAACCAAACCAUGGCGUUCUUCGAAGAAGAUCUCAAUCGUUGGAUCGACAAGUCUAAUGAAGACAAAAAACAAACACUUUCUUUAGAAAAUGGUCAAAUAAAUUGUCCAAUGAUAAAAGAUUUCCAAGGUCGUGUAAAAAACGCUUUUGUCGCUACCGUUCUCAAAGCAUACUGUGAACAUUGCCCGCUCGAAUUAUCUGUUGAAGAUUUCUGGGUAGUUAUCGCUCAAGGCGUCAGUAUCCAUUUACAUGAAAAUUCGGGAAAAUGUCGUGAAUUUGGUGUUUCGCACGAAGGAAAAAAAACAUUAGUAUUGUCAGUGGAUCAACUUCGUUUUCCCGAGUCAGAGCGACCAGCAGGUAGAAACGAAUCUGUUCCGGCGAUCAACUGGCCUGCAGCUGUUUCCGAAAUAUGUCAAAUGAUUAAGGAAGACAUGGAAAUUGAUCUGUCAACACUAAUCACCAAAAGAUUUUCCAGUACGACUAAGAUUGACGGAACUGUUUUCGAUUGUAAUUUAACAUGCGGCAUUCCUCAGAUAAUGCUUCGUGGUUCGCCUGCUGAUUUUCAAGAUUUAAUCGAUCGAGUUCAACAACUGAAAGUAAUUCUCACUGAUUUUCAUUGGUGGUUCGACGCACUUUUACCGAAUCUCGAAAAGUUGAAAGAGAGUGCCGAAGGUAAACCUGAUAUUGAUUGGUGGCAGAGGAUUUGCCAUUAUAAUAACAAAGGAUCGGGUGCCAAUAUGUUAUUAGGAUGGUUGACAACUUUUAUUCCCUACACAAUGAACAACGACGGUCAGUACAUACGAGCCUGUCGGAAAUGUCAUGAUGAAAAACUUGGCACGAUCGAUGGGGUGAAUUUGAGUGAUCUCGAAGAAAGUAUUACCCAAACAGAUUUUUACUUAAAUAAUAAUGGUAAUCUAAUCUCUAUGAAGUUAAUUGCGGGAUUUUUUGAUGUUGGCAAAAAUCCAACGACAAGCGCUCUACGUCCAUGUCUUGGAUGGGCAACAGCAGUACCAUCAGAAGAAGUGGUUGCGAAACUCUACUGCGUCAAGUUUAAGAAUGGAGCACCCAUUGAAGAAGUCACCAGGAUUAUAGAAGUCAUUGCGAAAGAAGGCGGCAAAAGUGAACAUCAAUUUGACUUUGGUUCUGAUCAUAUGUUCCACGUUAGUCUGUUCGACAAGACCGCUGCUUGGCUCAAACAAAACGAACAUAUUGAAGAAAUAACAUCGGACUGA